Messenger RNA from Prinia subflava (tawny-flanked prinia), 2427 nucleotides. It is a transcript of the gene RAB3A, whose product is annotated as RAB3A, member RAS oncogene family. The transcript has 5 exons. Gene Ontology annotation, molecular function: myosin V binding; GTPase activity; GTP binding. The record is from RefSeq and is a predicted model, not a curated record. NCBI's taxonomy places the organism in Eukaryota, Metazoa, Chordata, Aves, Passeriformes, Cisticolidae. Bases 108 to 770 code for a protein of 220 amino acids. Gene Ontology annotation, cellular component: endosome; plasma membrane; synaptic vesicle membrane. Gene Ontology annotation, biological process: protein localization to plasma membrane; calcium-ion regulated exocytosis; axonogenesis.
UAUGGGCUCAUUUGCAUAGCAAACCCCGCCCCUCAGCCGACGUCACCCGGGCUCCGCAUCUGCUGCAGUCGCUGCGGGGAGGAGGCGGCGGCGCGAGCGCGGCAGAGAUGGCGUCCGCUACCGACUCCCGCUAUGGACAGAAGGAAUCCUCGGACCAGAACUUCGAUUACAUGUUCAAGAUCCUGAUCAUCGGCAACAGCAGCGUGGGGAAAACCUCCUUCCUGUUCCGGUACGCCGACGACUCCUUCACGCCCGCCUUCGUCAGCACCGUCGGCAUCGACUUCAAGGUCAAGACCAUCUACCGGAACGACAAACGCAUCAAGCUGCAGAUCUGGGACACGGCCGGGCAGGAGCGGUACCGCACCAUCACCACCGCCUACUACCGCGGGGCCAUGGGCUUCAUCCUCAUGUACGACAUCACCAACGAGGAGUCCUUCAACGCCGUGCAGGACUGGUCCACCCAGAUCAAGACCUACUCCUGGGACAACGCCCAGGUCCUGCUGGUGGGGAACAAGUGUGACAUGGAGGACGAGCGCGUGGUGUCCUCGGAGAAGGGCCGCCAGCUCGCCGAGCACCUGGGGUUUGAGUUUUUCGAGGCCAGCGCCAAGGACAACAUCAACGUGAAGCAGACCUUCGAGCGGCUGGUGGACAUCAUCUGCGAGAAGAUGUCCGAGUCUCUGGACACGGCCGACCCCGCGGUCACCGGCGCCAAGCAGGGCCCGCAGCUCACGGACCAGCAGGCCCCCCCUCACCAGGACUGCGCCUGCUAGGGGCCAGCCCCUCCCCAAAACCCCCCCAAAAUCCGGUCAGUGCACCCCAACCCCCCCCGCCCCCAGCUCCUCCUCUUGGGGGUCCCGCGGGGGCUUUUGCUGCUGAGACCUCCGAAAGGGCUGCGGCCCCUCUAGGAGCCCCCCACUCUCCCAAUUCAUUAGGCUGUGCCCCCCUCCCCUUAAUUUAUUUUUAAGCCUGGGCUGGUAGAAAAACUCCACCCCCAUUUCUGCUUUUAAUCACUGUCAAGAAAGCAUCACCCCCAGCCCCAUCUGGCCUGGUGACCCCCCUGUCCUGGGACCCCCUGUCUUGGCACCCCCUGCUCUGGGACCCCCUGUCCUGGUGCCCCCUGUCCUGGUACCCUCAGUCCUGGGACCCCCUGCCCUUUUUCCUGCUCUGGGACCCUCAGUCCUGGGACCCCCUGCCCUUUUUCCUGCUCUGGGACCCCCUGUCCUGGUGCCCUCUGCCCUUUUUCCUGCUCUGGGACCCUCAGUCCUGGGACCCCCUGCCCUUUUUCCUGCUCUGGGACCCUCAGUCCUGGGACCCCCUGCCCUUUUUCCUGCUCUGGGACCCCCUGCCCUUUUUCCUGCUCUGGGACCACCUGUCCUGGUACCCCCUGCCCUUUUUCCUGCUCUGGACCCCCUGUCCUGGGACCCCCUGCCCUUUUUCCUGCUCUGGACCCCCUGUCCUGGUGCCCCCUGCCCUUUUUCCUGCUCUGGACCCCCCUGUCCUGGGGAUCCCCCUACCCUGGGACCCCCUUCCCAGUGUGUGGGUGCUGUGACAGGACCCCCAUCUCUCCCCGUGUGUGCCCCCCACCCUUUACCCCCAGAGCUCCUGGUGGAGGGGGCUCUUUGUGCCCGGCUUUCCUGCCCCUCCAGCUGGAUGGAUAUUUCCUGACUCUUGUUUAUUUGUAUAAAUAGAUGCUAAUUUAUGCUCCCGCCGUCUUCCUCCUUGUACAUACAGAAAUUCCUUGUAAAUAGGCGUAGGAAGUGACGCUGUGCGCGUGACCUGCUGUGCUGUGGCCGUGGUGGUGCAUUUAUAUAUAUAUAUAUAUAUAUUCGGAUUUUUUUUUCUUUUUUUCUCUCUCUCAGUGUGGUAACCUUGCUUGUGAAUAUCACUUUUAAAACAACAAAAAAAAAAUCCACCGGAAAAACUCUCCCCCCACAACCGACCAACAGCAAAACUCUUAUUAUUUAAAUAAGAUUUAAAAAAAGGAAAAUGAAUUUCAGUCUGUCAGCGAGGCUGAGCCUGCUGGAGCGAAUCUGCCCCGGGCUGGGGGAGCCUGGGUGGGGAGAGCAGGGCUGGGACCGUGGCUGGUUUGCUCCAGGGGUUUGGGAUCUCGUGUUCCUGUAGUUCUGUGCUUCUGUGGAGACUGUGAAUAAGUGGAUAUUCCCGUAGCCAUGACAGAGCUGCCCUUUAUUUAUUUUUCCUGGAGCGCUGUGUCUUUAUUUUACAGAUUUCCCUCUGUUUCCCCUCCACACCAUGAUUCCAUCUCCUUCCCCCUUCCUUUCCUCCUCUUUUUUGUGAAGUUUACUUAUGGAAGAGUUACACUGUACUGUACAAAUGUCAAAAGUGUCAAAAAAAAAAAAGAGUACAAUUUCCUAAAAAUCACUGUAUUAAAAGAAAUGUUGUGAAGAAAUAAACCGAUGCUGAUCAGAA